This is a messenger RNA of Halichondria panicea, 6821 nucleotides long. RefSeq lists its product as uncharacterized. Bases 543 to 1085 code for a protein of 180 amino acids. NCBI's taxonomy places the organism in Eukaryota, Metazoa, Porifera, Demospongiae, Suberitida, Halichondriidae. The record is from RefSeq and is a predicted model, not a curated record. The transcript has 19 exons.
CACUGUACAGACUGUAGACUGUGCUGAUAAUUUGAAGUGUGUUUUCAAGAUUGUAAAAUUUGCUCAGCUCAUUAUUACCUUUUCAUUGUAUGUGGAGAAUAGUCGUGCUCUUUUUUCACUAGCUGACUGUGUGAAAACAACACUACAAGUAUAAAGGCCCCUUAAAAAACCUUUAAAGAUACUAGCUGCACUGUAUUAUGGGACCUAGCUGGCUGUGGUUGUAUUUUGCAAACCUGUUACAGUUUAGCUAGUAUAAAGUGUAUCACCUUAAUUCCGAAUCCUUUGUGUUCUGUAACAGAUCAUCAAGUUGUGGGUGACCACUAACUACCGUAUAACUAUUACUAGAAUGUUUUGCAAGCAUGCAUCAAACAUUUGUGAACUUUGCGAUGGUUGAUCAAUCCGCAACAAUAAAUCCGCAAAACCUAAAUAAAUACACACGAUCCUUGCCAGAACGCAAUAGUUAGGGUCAAAUUUUCUGCUGAUUUGGCUCAUUCGCAAAAGGGUUUUCACCAGCAAAAUAUUUUAGUAAUACGGUACCAUGCAUGGGUGACCACUAUACAUUAUCUCUAUCUUUACUUCACUUCUACAGCACUCAAAGUUCUCUAUCUCUUUCUCUAACCUUCUCCACUGGUAUUGAUCCUGGACCGGGUGUAUUUAAGGUGGUGCAUCGUGUCCAUGACAACCCAGACCAGCAGAUGUACUCGUGUGGUUCACUGGCCCCCAAAAUGAGGAGGGGAGGAUGUAUGGACUCUCACAAGCCAGGAGAGCCGUGGGAGAGAGUGAGGAUUGAAGAUACGUGUUGCAAUGACAAUGCUGGAUGCUUAAUGGGAGUGAUUUACCAAUGGAUGAAGAGUUGCUCAACAUGGAAGGAGCUGACUGAUCAUCUCGGAGAGGAGCAAUUGGUCUUGACCAGCUACGAGCUAGAUUGGAGUUUCAUUAUUGUGCUUGGAGAGCUGAGUGGUGUGAGUGGGUGUGGUGACCGAGUGUCCUCCCUCCUCCCCCUCUGUGCUGAGACACUACAACACAGACACUACCCUCAACACAUCAACCUCCUGGAGACACUGCUCAAACUGCUGCUUGGCUGAAAUGAUUGGCUAAUGGAUGACAAAGAGUUGCUCUGGAAGACCAACCUGGAGGGAGUUGGCAGACCAUAGUAAGAUCGGAGAGGAGCAACUGGCAAAGGAACUCCUGAUUAUCUCUAUGAGAGAGUUCCUGGUCCUCCCCUCAGAGGAGAGACACAACCACACCUACCCACACUGCUACCAGCCAUGCGCUACGAGGGAGUUACUGGUCCACCUCUUUCAGAGGAGAGACAACCACACCUACCCACACUGCUGCUACCAGCCAUGAGAUUGAAGAUGCGUGUUUCAAUAACAAUGCUGGAUGCUUAAUGGGAGUGAUUGACCAAUGGAUGAAGAGUUGCUCUGAAUGAUCAACAUGGAAGAAGCUGACCGAUCAUCUCAGUAAGAUCUGGUCUUGACUAGCUAUGAGCUAGAUUGGAGGUAAUAUGUGACUGAUGGUGUGAGGCUCUACUCUCAGGAGACCUGGAGGGUGAUCACACCGACCAGGGGAGUGCAGCUGGUAGAGCAGCACAUCCAUAAAGUGGUGGAGUUCUACAUCUCCCAGAGCCAGGGAGCCAACCAUGCAGUGAGAGAGGCAGCCUGCAUCUGUACUGCAGAGCUGGGCACUAAGGUGAAGGAUUGUCUGAAACCCUACGUGGGACGACUGUUCCCUUUUCCUGCUGGAAGAGAACUUAGUGGUGUGAGUGGGUGAGGUGACUGAGUGUCCUCCCUCCUCCCCCUCUGUGCUGAUCGAGACACUACAACACAGACACUACCCUCAACACAUUAACCUCCUGGAGUCACUGCUCAAACUGAGCACUGCUCGAGUGGACUGUUUCACCUCACUCUGUCAGCUGUGGGGAAAAUGAUCCUCAGAGGGAAAAUACAAUCCAAUCUCCUCUGGUAUUGAUCCUGGACCUGUCACCAGCUGUGGUGCAUCUCAUAUCCAUGACGACCCGGCCCACACAGGCCAGCAGAUGUACUCGUGUGGUUCAGUGACCCCAAAAUGAGGAGGGGAGUAUGUAUGGACUCACACUAUCAUAAGCCAGGAGAACCGUGGGAGAAGAGUGAAGGGUAAAGGUGUGAGUAUGCUACAUGUAUGUGAUUGAGGGUGUACAGUGGGUAUGGGAUAAAGGUAUGUUGAUGUUGUGUAGAUUAGGUGUAUACUGAUUAUGUACAAAGAUGUGUGUGAUAAGGGUACUUUGCAGAUGUGCAUGUAGUAUAAAUGUGGUGGUCACUAGUGGUUAAGUACAGCUUGUGAAUGUGUUGUGUGAUGUAAAUUAUUACAUCUAAAGGAUGACCUAUGCUUGACUCCGAUCCAGGCCUUUGGGUAUUAGAGCCUGGUAUAUUCACUGUUAAUUAGUGCGUAGGUGGAUUUAAUUGCGUGGUUAACCAUUUCUUGGUGUGGAAGCAGUUUGUAUACAGCGUCAGAGUAAAUGAAAUUCGAUCACUGCACAUGUGAUGUCUAUAGUUGUUUUCCUUCCUUUAUUAGGGUGUGUUUGUAGUAAUAAUAAUAGUAUAACAGUGCAACUAAUGGGUGAAGCUGUAAACACUUUAAGCAUAUUUAUUGGCCCGUGAGAGGGGGAGUAUAAUAUAAUAUUUUAAUGACAUUCACUAUUAUACUUCUAAGUAUAGUAUGGAUUUUCACGUUUCUAACCAACAAUGGUUGCAUGGGAUCUCUUUGGAAGAAUCUGCAUGGUAUGUAAUGAAGUUAUAGGUUUGAGUUCAGGAGCAGGCCAUGCAAUUCCAUGAAUGUCCCGCUCUAAAUCUUUGCCAUAGUUAGGGUUAUCAUGCAUGCACUGUCCAACGAUUAUAUAGAACUGCAAUACAUACUAUAAUCGACUCUGUCGACAACGUGCUUGGUAAUGAUGUUUAUUACAGAAUACAGAGAUACGUAAACAUGUAAUUAUAAAUUUAGCGAUUAUAAGGGUUUAAUUGCUUAUAAAUCUAGCCUGUAGUCCUAACCUAAACUAUGUGUAUAACAGCUGUAAUUAUUAGAAUCUUGGACAUCACAGAAAAUUAGUUCCUGCAUAAAAAGCAUCAGCUACUCAACUCACUAAUAUUAUUUACGUGACAGUACAAUACUGGAAUAGAUAUACACUAAGUCUUACUAGCAUAUACCUGUAAAUUUUGAUUCACAGGCAUAUAUACCUAGAUUAUUGUUAGGACAAUUGUUGCAGCUGAAAAGAGUACCCAGAACACGUAUGCUGUCUUUAUACCUGCAUGAAUAGAAUUAGAUGAUUCACAUAUUUUUUAGAAACGCUUGAGAAUGUGCCUGUGAUAGACUGAUGGCUAGACUAGCAACGGCCUAUAUUUUCAGUGCAUGUCUAUCGUUGAGGAACUCUCAUAUAAAAUCAAUAAAUUGAGAGAACUGACAAAAAAACAAAACAUGUGGCUCAGACUUAUCUGAGAUUCACAGUCUAAAAAUAGAGUCUAUAUAAAUACACAUACAUUAGAUCUGUACAUACGUCCAUUAGUCCAUCGCAGCGCCAUUGAAGAGUAUUUGAUAAUGAAAUUAGUAAUAAAAAAAAGUAAAAUUACAGAUAUUGUUUGCUAAUUAACGCUCAGUUCAAUGUAUAUGCCAAAGUUAUCUGCUUGUUGAUUUCCAGGGAUGUAUACGUACACCUAAUUGGGGGCUUUAUUGGAUUUUUGAGCUAUAAUUAGCCAGGGUCUACUUGCUAAACACUUCUUAUAAUUAUAAGUAUGCUCCUGAAUGUUCUUCACAGUUACCUACUUUAUAGCCACUAACUUUUAUUGAUCCGAAUGGAGUCCGUCAUAACUCCAUCGGUUGUCUGGUUACACUUGGACAUCACUGUUACACAUGCGUAGACAUCCAUGGGAGCACUAAAGGGUACAGCAAGUAUUGCUUCAAAACUAUUGCUUUCUGCAGAAAUAGCGAUGGAUUUAAUUGCAGUGUUAGUGUUACUGUCAAACACCUGGAUCGUGAAGUGACUAGGGUCAUAGUUUCCAUCAUUAGGUGUCCAGGUAACUCGCACACCAGCCGUACCUUCGUUUGGUGGGGAAAAAUAUCCAAUCAUAGGAGAAAUCACAUCUAAAGGAGAACCUAUGGUAAAGAAAUCAAUGAUGAUAGCGUGAUUAUUUAAUAGCUUGGUGCACCACACUUAUCAAUCAUCUCCGAGAGGAUGGUGGGUAACUUAAAAACUGACUGAGUCAAUCAUAAUUUAUACCUAGUACCUGAAGGUUUGUGCUGAGCUACAGCUUCAUCAGAAGGUGAAAGAACAGUGCAACGAACAGAAAACUCAGGCAAUGAAGAAUUUUGCACUAUUAAAUCUGCUACCAUCAAAGGUGAAGUAGUCGAAAUAAGAUUUGAUACAAUAGGGCCAUUUCCUAUUCUUCCUAAUCCGAGAGUGUCUCCACGCGCAUAUGACAAAGGAAGGGACACAGUAAUGUAUGGUGGUGCUGAUAGCCUAAUUUGAUCUCCAGUUCCAAUACAGACAUAGGUAACAAUCUCUUCUGGACAAACAUACAUUCUGUUUGUUGAUUGCAGAGAAGACCUAAUGGUUGUCUGACCAGACACAUUUACAAUCAGACAUCCUCCUAGAAGGAGAACUGACCAAAUCACUGAUCCCUAUAAACCAUACAGACAGUUGGUUAUAGUAUGCUAUAUAAUCAUAUAGGACUCUUACCAUUGGCAUUGGCAUGGAUUUAUGAAAUAUAAUAUCAGCCUAUAGCUAGUCUCAAGGAUUAAUAACGCAUCUAGAUUAUUAAAACUGAUAAGAAACACUUCAGCGCUGAUUUGCCUAUACGUCAUUAUAGUCAGGAUGUGCGUGUCGAAUCAUGAAUAAAUUAGAUAAUGGAGGAUAAUAUAUCUAUGAUUUCACUGAUCAGUGUGUUCCAUAAGUCAUUAAUGAAACCUCAAAUUACGAUAAUCUGCUCCUGUAUCAUUUUGUAGCUCUAUAUAGGAAGCGUCCUCUGGAUAUUUGUUAUUAUAAUACAGUAGAUAUGCAUGUAUCCACUACUUGCAUGUAUAGAAUGAUCUGAUUCAUUACGUCAUGCAUGGUGUUGGUAUAAUUAUGGAUUGAUAUCUAGCUCUCGCUUGUUUCCAUGGAUUGAUUGUGUGAUUCCUUGCAUAUGGCCUAUAUCAGAUAAUAGCUAGUAGAGAAACACUUGAUUGAGGAUUUCCUGUCAUUUCCUGUCUGCUUAUGUCACUUCCUCUUAUUAUUGGGUGUGUCUGGAAUUCACUGGGGAGCCCUUGUGAUUACGGUCUACUCACUGAUUGGUGUUUCCAUAGCAAAGCUUGACGUCAAUCAGAUCAUGAAUAUCAUUUGUGUAUCCGUGUAUCUGAAUUGAAUUUUAGUACUCAACUUCAGACAUUUAUCUUUCAGUUCUUUCGGUUAUGGUUUCUAAUGGGUGUUAUAGCCUCUGGCUGUGUAGACACUUCAAGUGCAUUCAUUUACCCAUGAUGGGAGUAACCAUAUAUUUGACGGUAAGGGCAUUCAUUAGAGAAAGUUAACUUUCUAAGUAAUAGCUCACAUUUCUACGUAACACUGGCUGAGAGCUUCUUCUGUCCAGAAUUUUGAUUGUAAUUUAGGAGCAGGCCAGCUCUGCAGAUCGAUGUCCGAACCAAAUCUUUCAAAUACGUAGUCAGGGUGGUGUGCACGAGUGCAUUGAAAUGUUUUUACUAGUUGUUUUUCAUUCUUUGGGAUACCGUAUAGCGUGACAUUUUGAACGGGCUUAUUUUCGUGGGUUUAACAAUACACGAAAAUUGUGUAAUUAAAAUUAUCUGCUAUAACGUGCAAGGGUAAAGUAGUCAACCCUUAAGUGCCUUAAAAAUGUCGGGCUAUACAGCAGUUUUAUAAUUAUAGGAAGAUGAUUGUCUGUUUGUAGUGGUCGGGGUAGUUUAUCUUAAUUUCAGUGAUAAUUAUGGAUAUUAUAAUUGUAGCACAGUAAAUUGAGUAACAGUAAUCGCUCGAUCCUGUCACUGUGCUUUUUAUGGGAAAAUUGAGGCACCUAUAGAGAAAACAAAACAAAACACUAUUACGAGAGACCGUGCUAACGAAACUAUAAGGAGCUAAGAACCGAAAAGUUGAGAAAGGAAACUUUAAUAAGAACACUGCUUGAUUGACUAUUAAUGGAUGAUGAAGAGUUAAUUACUCUGGAAGACCAAUUAAUUAACCUAGAGGAGCUGGCAGACCAUGUAAGAUAGGAUCAACUGCAUGGCAAAGGAACUCCUGAUCAUGAGGCUGGUGAUCUUGACUCCUCUGAUAUUGAUCAUGGACCGGCUGUAUUUGGCGUGGUGCAUCGUAUUCAUGACAAUCCAGACCAGCAGAUGUACUCGUGUGGUUCCCUGGCCCCCAAAAUGAGGAAGGGAGGAUGUAUGUCACACUAUCACAAGCUGGGAGAGCUGUAGGAGAAGAGUGAAGGUUUCAUUCUCCUGCUUGGAGAGCUGAGUGAUGUAAGUGGAUGUGGUGACCGAGUGUCCUCCCUCCUCCUCCUCUGUGCUGAGACACUACAACACAGACACUACCCUCAACACAUCAACCUCCUGGAGACACUGCUCAAACGGAGCAGUGACAAUGCCCUGGUGCAGUCUGCUGGAGUGGACUGUCUCACCUCACUCUGUCAGCUUCUGGGGAGAAUGAUCCUCAGAGGGAGAAUAGAACAACAUGAUCCAACGAAUCUGGACAAGUCUGACAAUAAAUUCUGUUGUUUUUUCUUACUCUUUGUUAUGUGAACAGAUGCAGUGCUACAUGUAUUGUUUACAUUGUAAUGAAAGCUGCAAUAGAUUAUUGAAAGAUA